GAGGAAGAUUGUUCCAAUCUGUAAAUAACUGUCUACUUUACAGGAAGUGUACACCGAGAUCGAGUCUUUAUCUUUGCUUGCGAGUGACUUAAAGCACUUCAGGAAACACUUUAAAACUGCAUGGAAGCACGUUUUAAUUGCAAGGAUGCAAUGUAGGAAACACUUUAUUUCUGCAAGGAAGCAUUACAAAUUAAGUGAGACCAAUCCUUGGUGAGACCAAAAAGGUAUUUUGUGGAUUGGAUUCUUGCUCAAUUAAAUAGAGCCUGGAAAACGAAGCAAAACAAAAAACAGUUCGGCCACCAUGGGAUGCGGUCUAUCGUUCAUCGCCGACGAUGACGUGAAGUCUUCACAUCACGAAACAAACCAAGAUGACGACUCGGAAUUACGUCAUCGACCACCAUCGCCACGCGAUGCCCAUGAUAUCAACUUAAAUCGUAUCAAGACCAUUUCCAAGUCAGUUGCGAUUGAUGAAAAGCUCGGUGUGGUUCCACAUGAGAACGUGGAUGAGCCCGUGAUGCCUCCAAACAGUUCGUGCUCAACGCGUUACUUGGUGGCCUACCUUGCGUGUUUAGGAUUCCUCACGGCAUUCAUGGGAAGGGCCGCAUUGAGUGUGAGCAUGACGGCCAUGGUGAAUAGCACAAUUGACCACGAGCUUUAUGAGAUGAACCACCGUAACCAGUCUUUUGAUUUUCAAGUGUGUAAAGCAAAUGGUCCAACGAACGCAAGUGCUAAGGGACAGGACGGCCCUUUCCAAUGGAGCAGUUGGACUCAGGAGCUGAUUUUGGCAUCUUUUUAUAACGGGUUUCCAUGGUUACAGCUUCCAGCUGGUUACCUUGCCGAUGCAAAUGGUAGAGCAGCGGUCUGGCUGCUAGGGUUUGGUUAUGGUGUGUCUGCAGUCUGUACGCUUUUGACGCCGUUGGCCGCCCAUCUCGGAGUACCUUUUCUAAUGGCCACUCAGGUUGUUUCGGGUAUUACACAGGGUUGGACAUUUCCUGUUUUCAUUGCUUUAAUGUCACGAUGGGCGCCCCCUAGUGAGCGUAGCAGUCUUGUUGCUAUAGGAACGUCAGGUAUACCAUUGGGCCAGGUUAUAGGGCAACCUGUUGCUGGUCUUUGGGCAAGCUCCGAGUUCGCUGGGGGAUGGCCCUCGGCAUUCUACUUUUCAGGGGCGCUUGGUGUAUUGUGGUUCAUCGUGUGGAUGUGCCUUGUGUAUCCUUCACCGUCCUCUCAUCCACGCAUCUCAUCAAAAGAACGAGAAUAUAUUGAGAAAAGUCUCCUUCAUGAAACCAAGAAAGCUGCAGUGUACCCGUGGAAAUCUAUGCUCACAUCAGUUCCUGUACUAGCUGUAUGCAUCGCAGAUUUUAGCCUUUUGUGGAUCCUGUAUCUCUUCACAACGAACCUACCUAUCUACCUGAAAACAGUGCUUCAAUUUGACAUCAGACAGACGGGAUUUUUAGCGGCAGUACCAUUCGUGUUUUACUGGUUGGUUUGGACAGUUGGUGGAAGAUUUACAGACUUUCUGAUUGCUCGCACAAAGUUCAAGAUCACAACAAUCAGAAAACUUUUGACAUUUCUUGCCUUUAUGCCAUCCUCUGUCCUACUUGUGGCCAUGGGAUACGUCGGGUGCAACACCAGCGUAGCCAUGGUAACCCUCACUCUCGGUCUCUCCAUCACCGGUCUGGCGAUGUCUGGGGCGUCUAUGUGCCAACUCGACUUCGCUCCACGCUACUCGGGCAUCAUCAGUGCCGUCGUCAACAUGUUCGCAGCGACGUCGGGGUUCCUAGCUCCGUUGCUCAUCGGAAGGUUCACUGAAAAUCAGGCUGACCCACGUGGAUGGAAAAUUGUGUUCUGGACCAGUGCUGGCAUCAUGAUGUUCGGACUGGUGUUCUUCCUCAUCUUUGGUACAGCCGAGAUUCAGCCUUGGGCUAGAAAAACCGAAGAUGUGAAUAAGAAUGGUACGGACGACAAAUCACGCCGUGCAGAAUCAGAUGUUAGUUUGUUUUUACCCCAAUGCAAAUCUACUAGUGUUUAGUCAGCAAAGUCAAUACAUCUGAUGGGGUGAUCCCCUUAAAAAUCCUGUCAAAUUUGUAAUUUUAUUUCGUCAUUCUUUUUUUUAUUCCUUUGCUUUUUAGUCAAUUAUCUGUGUUAUAUUAUGUCUCAGUUCAAGUAUACCUCAAUAAACAUGACAAAACAAAGAAAAAAACACACGCAAA
Molecule: messenger RNA, 2210 nt
Organism: Strongylocentrotus purpuratus (purple sea urchin)
Lineage: Eukaryota; Metazoa; Echinodermata; Echinoidea; Camarodonta; Strongylocentrotidae
Product: sialin
Exons: 10
Coding region: 302-2029 (575 amino acids)
Biological process (GO): monoatomic anion transport; transmembrane transport
Molecular function (GO): transmembrane transporter activity
Source: RefSeq, a predicted model, not a curated record